CAAGGAAACCCUUGGUGAUAGUCGAAUCCUUCUGGUGCAGUUCAGCUCGUCACGAUGGUUAAUGUGAAAUUUCUUCUUGGUGCUAUACUGCUGGUUCUCACCGGUAGCAACGUGAUUGUUGAGGCAGCACCUCAGUUUGAUCUGAUGGGCGGCUACGACUUCCUGGGAGUUUGCAUCAACAAUUGUGCCCAGUGCAAGAAGAUGUACGGUGCCUAUUUCGAGGGACAACUGUGUGCGGACUCGUGCAUCAAGUUCCGGGGAAAAAUUAUGCCGGAUUGCGAGGAUAUCGGCUCGAUUGCUCCCUUUAUCAACAAACUGGAUUUGCACUGAGCAAUUUGGUCAAUGAAAUGCUAGAAGAUACGGUAAUAAACACGCUGCGAUUGGAUCAAAA
Messenger RNA from Malaya genurostris, 391 nucleotides. RefSeq names its product eclosion hormone-like. Gene Ontology annotation, molecular function: ecdysis-triggering hormone activity. Gene Ontology annotation, biological process: neuropeptide signaling pathway; ecdysis, chitin-based cuticle. The record is from RefSeq and is a predicted model, not a curated record. The transcript has 2 exons. The coding region runs from base 55 to 330 and encodes 91 amino acids. Lineage: Eukaryota; Metazoa; Arthropoda; Insecta; Diptera; Culicidae.